Messenger RNA from Exophiala bonariae, 1710 nucleotides. RefSeq lists its product as uncharacterized. Lineage: Eukaryota; Fungi; Ascomycota; Eurotiomycetes; Chaetothyriales; Herpotrichiellaceae. The record is from RefSeq and is a predicted model, not a curated record. Gene Ontology annotation, biological process: transmembrane transport. Gene Ontology annotation, cellular component: plasma membrane. Gene Ontology annotation, molecular function: transmembrane transporter activity. The transcript has 2 exons. Bases 1 to 1710 code for a protein of 569 amino acids.
AUGGACAGCAAGGUAAUCACAGAUGAGAUGACUCCCGAACAAGAGAAUGAGUCGCGAAUGGAGACAGUGUGCGGGAUCUCUUCCUGGAAAGAGACACAGCAACGACCAAACAACACCGUGACCACGGAAGAAUAUCCUCCGAAGAAAGUCAUCUUGCCUGCCAUGGCUGCAAUCUAUCUGGCUGUCUUCCUCGUUGCCUUGGACAGAACCAUAAUCGGCACUGCGAUCCCUGUCAUCACCAACCAGUUCAACAGUUUCGGAGAUGUCGCCUGGUAUGAAGCCGGUUUCCUCCUUCCCUUUUGCGCAUUGCAAUUAUCCUUCGGACGAGUUUACAAAUACUAUUCCACGAAAUGGAUACUCGUGGCUUUGGUUGCAAUCUUUGAGAUAGGAUCUGUGGUAUGCGCUGCUGCCCCUACCUCCAAUGCCCUCAUCGUCGGCCGAGUCGUUAGUGGCAUCGGCGCUGCGGGAAUUGCCUCCGGUUCCUUCAUGCUCAUCACACUUUUGUUGCCUUUGCAAAAGCGACCGAAAUACGCCGGCGGGCUAGGAGCUGUCUUUGGCGUGGCCUCCAUCCUUGGGCCAAUAGCAGGGGGAAACCUCACCCAAGUAUCGUGGCGGUGGUGCUUCUGGAUCAAUGCGGCCAUCGGCGGAGUCUCCUUGCUCCUACUCCUUCUCGUUCCUGAUCGAGCACCACCGGUCAAGCCUGCGACGACCUGGUGGGGUAAAAUCAGGCAACUGGAUCCUCUCGGCUUUGUGUUGAUCUCGUCAACUACCACCUGUCUGUUGUUUGCUCUCCAAUGGGGUGGUGUUCAAUAUGCCUGGAAUGAUGGUCGGAUCAUUGCCUUGUUCGUCAUCUCUGGUGUACUCGUUAUCAUUUUCAUCGCUGCCCAAGCUUGGAUGAAAAACGAUGCCACGGUUCCUUGGAAGGUUAUCUCCCAACGAAGUAUACUUGCUAGUUGCUUUGCGCAAGCGGGCAUCGGUCCGGUGCUUGUCGGCUAUGCCUUCUACCUGCCCAUCUGGUUCCAGGUCAUUCAGGGAGAGUCACCGCAAAGCUCAGGACUGUCGUUACUGCCUCUUCUUCUCAGCAAUGUCAUCGCCGUUAUGGUCGUUGGACUUGCCACGAGCAAGCUUGGGUACUACACACCAUUCAUGAUCGUCGGUGGUGUCGUUGUCAUCCUCGGCUCGGCUCUCAUAACCACUUGGACGGUGAAUGUCGGCGCAGGGAAGUGGAUAUCUUACCAGGUAUGUCAGGUUUGCUGUUCUUGUGAACGUACACUGAUUCUCACGAAGAUCGUCACCGGCUUUGGACUGGGCCUUGUCCUUCAAGGUCCGAAUGUUUCUGCUCAGACUGUCUUACCAGACAGCGAGGUCUCGAUUGGUUUAUCACUGUUGAACUUCAUCAGCCUUCUGGGGGGCUCCAUUUUCGUCACAGUGUCUCAGACACUGAUGCAAAACAAACUCCAACAGGGACUGAAGGACAUCCUACCUGGAGUCGACAUCCAGAACGUCACGAAUAGCGGUACCAUAUGGCUGAGAACUGCUGUGCCCUCGGAUAAGCUUCUGGCGGUACUCAGACUAUACAACGACUCAAUCCGGGCUAUCUGGUAUCUAUACGUUGGUCUUGCAUGUUUGAUUCUUCUUUCGUCGCUAGGUCUUGAGUGGAAAAACGUCAAGAGCCAGGAGCACAAACAAAAGGCGGGAGAUGAUCCUUAG